Molecule: messenger RNA, 1116 nt
Organism: Clavispora lusitaniae ATCC 42720
Lineage: Eukaryota; Fungi; Ascomycota; Pichiomycetes; Serinales; Metschnikowiaceae
Source: RefSeq, a predicted model, not a curated record
AUGAGUGAUUUAGAUAAAUCAGUAUUCAAAGACCGAAAAUUACGUAUACGUUUCCAUGUUCCCUUCACCCCUGGCCCCCGUUUCCCUCGCCUUGGAUCUAUAAAGCAUCAUGCAAAAAAGGAUACUUUGGCCGAGGAAACAAGUCCACCAAGCGACGAUGAAGAAGAUGAGGUCACAUCGGCUGGCAAUACCCCACGUCCUGUUGACCAGGAGUCCCCUUCAUCUAACAUCCAGUUUUCUGAGUCUGUGCUUUUUGUGAAAGGUAUGAGACAUAAAGUGAGAGAAGAAAAGAUCAUGCUGUACUUCAAAGAGUUUAACCCCAUGGAAGUAAUCAUACAAAAGCCUCGUGGUAUCAUGAAAGGAUUGAAGUCUCGCGCGUAUCAUAGUUUGGUUUUGUUCGAUCUUCCAUUUGGCGUAAAAUUAGAUAAAGUGAUUUCUGAAUGCAAAGGUCGCUUGUUUGACGGUUAUCAUCUUACCUUGAUGAGGGCGUUUGCUCUGAGGGAAAAAUUAUUUAGCCUUCAGGUUCCUGUCGAGCCUCGUCUCCAAGAUGGCGAAACCGCAUUGUCACUCCAGGCUUUGGGGCCCAGUACGCCGGUUACUCCUAUCGCUACAAUAGAAAAUACUUAUCACCGGGUAACCCGACCCAAAGGUAGUGACGAGAAAGUGCAAUUGGAAGCACCACAACAUAAGGAUGAGAAUUUGCAGUCUGCUAAUUCAGUUGAAGCUGUUUACGCUGAACUGAAGCUGAAUGAAAACGACUCCCACGAAUCUUCAGCGAGGAUGGAAAAUAAUGCUGGUGCCAAAAAGUUCUCCGAUGAAGUAGUUGAUCUGCCAGUUGCGGCUGUCGCGAGUGAUGAUACAUCUAAUGUGAUUAUCGAGGAUGGCACCCACGUCGAAAGGACGAAAACACCUGGGGUUAACUCGUUUAAAAAAACCGAAAGUGAUGAUCAGACGACUAAUUCGAAGGGGGAGUCCCAUGAUAGAGCAGAAGUGGCAGUUGGUUCAACUAAGUCGAAGGGGGAGUCCCAUGAUAGAGUAGAAGUGGCAGUUGGUUCAGUCUGUAAUGACUCGAACAAGAUCAUCGUGCACGCGGAAGCAGUGGUGGAGCCAAUAUGA